AUGACUGUCAAAUUGUUCAAGAAUGGCAUUCUAAGUCCUGGAUUCAGGAUUCUUAGUCAGUAUGAAGGAAGAGAAUACCAGAUAAUUUUUCCUACUGGGGCUAUCCUGUAUGUGGAUCGCAGUGCUAUCAAGGGUUUAAAUUUCAUCAACCUUUGGUUGAAGCCUGCACCAGUUGACCAUGGCCAGACACAAGGUCUCUGCGGAAUGUACGAUGGGAAUGUCACCAAUGAUUUAACUUUUCCAAAUAAAACAGUCUAUAAUACAGAUCUCAAUCAACCUAAUGACUAUUCUUUAACCUGGAGAGUUAACCCACAGGACACACUUUAUACUGGAUCUUGUGAUAAUGGAAAUAUGCUAGAAAAACAAUCUUCGUUUUGUUACUGUGAUUCAAGUGAAAAAUGUGGAGAUGGCUAUGACCUUGUUAUUUGCCCUUUCUUGGAAAGAGAUCAGAUAGAUUUUACUGCACAACUAGAAGCUCGUGCUGUUUACCCACUGAAGUGUCUUGACCAGCUUAACUAUGACAGCACAACAUUUCCCCUAUUUGAAUAUAACCAAAACUAUAAACCAGAGUUCAUCAAUACAAGUCUCACCAGUCCAUCAGGUUUUACCUAUAAAGCUGUUACGGUAUUAGCUGAAGGAAUUUUAGAAUCAGAUAACAUAGCUUUAACAUGUAAAGACAUCAGUGCAGUUAGGAUGUAUGCAGUUAAAGAAUCUUUGAUUUAUGAUAUGUUUGAAACAGGGCAGUACAUUUGGUCAAAAGCUGCUGUACAGAGUAUACAAACACAAUGUGAAAUAGAGUUAGAGCGCAACACUUCAUUAUGGGAGGGUGAUCCAAAAGCUCCUCCAACAAGUUAUACUUCUUUAUUCUGCAUAGCUGAAUGUGGUGCAACUGGGACUUGUACACAAGGUGUCUGUUCGUGCAACUCUGGCUAUGGUGGUAGUGAUUGCUUUGUGGAGACAAACCUGCCCCCUAAUCUCUUUGGGUUGGCUAAUGGUGGUCUGUGUGAUACACGUGAUGAAGAAUGUAGCACUGUUGUACUGUAUGUUAACAACACUGUCAAUGUGCCUGAACUUGCCUGCUAUGUCACAAAACUGAUGAGCAAUGCUUCUGGUACAUACAACUUACUUGGAUCUUUGAGUGCUCUGACGAAAUCAAAUGCCACAUUUUUGACUGUAAAUGAAGUGCAGUGUUCAUUGCCAGAAGCAGGAACAUUCCAGGUUCAGAUAGCUACAAAUGAAAACUCACUGAGUGCACCAGCUUUUGUCAUUGUCUACGAUUCACAAUGCAUGGACUGCUUUACUUCAAAUACAACCUGCACCCAAAAGACCUCAACAUGCCUAAUCAACAACCUUUGCUAUGAAGAUGGUGAAUUUAAUCCAAAUUCUGUAAGAGAGUUCUGUAAUUCAUCUAUUAGUGUCACAACUUGGCAAGUGGCUAAAGACUCCUGUAGAGGUCUUCCUGUUAUGUGGCUAAAAGAGAAAGGUUAUAUCUCUGGUGGUCAGUCCCAGAAUGGCGACACUAGUUUCUGUAAAGAACUUUGUGCAGAUAGCGAUGGUUGUCUGUCCUUUGAUUUCAACUCAACCAGUAAUGAAUGCAGCCUCAACACAGAAGACUCAGCACUGUUGAUUGAUUCUUCCACCUACAACUAUGAAUGGAUUUGUGAAAACUAUCCAUGCCAAAUGAGGAACAUUACAUGGAAAAAUAAACCUGGAUUUGCUUUUGUAAAAACACAAGACAAGCCAAAAGUGACUUCAAGUAUAAAUGAGUGUCGCAGAUAUUGCUUGGAAGAAAAGAAAUUUACCUGUCGAUCCAUUCAACUGCUGCGAGAUGCUAAAUUAUGUUACCUCUCAGCCCUUACAAGUCUUACUGCAGGAAGUGGGCUUGUCAGAUGGCCUGGCUAUGUUUUUGAAGAAUGGAACUGCAAUACUGAAACUGAGAUUGCUUUACCUACUGCAAACCCUGAAGCUGUUAUUGCACAGAAGGACACUUUAAGCCAAGACAUCUAUACUCUUUUCUGCAAGUUUAAUAUAUCAAAUUCAGGCACAAUCUAUCAAGCAAAUGUCAAAUUUUUGAUAGAAGAUGAAGUAGUGGAAAGGAAAACAAUCUUUACCAACAAAGAGAACAACACAUACUGGGUAGGCAUGGAUCCAGGCAGACUAAUCAACCUGAAAUAUGGUGCUCAGCUUUCUUGUGGUGUAAGUCUAUGUGUCAAUGGAAGCUGUGAAGCAACUAUUGGAGGAUUCAGAAAAAGCCAAGUUUUGAGCCUUUCUGUAACAGUUACAAGCCCAGCUGCUCUACUAGUGCAAGAAGGUCAACCUGGAAAAAAUAUAACAAUACAUAGUAAUUUCCCACCUGCUUUCCUCUGUGAUUCAUUCAAUUCAACAUCAGCCUGCACCUUAAAUAUCAAACUCAGGUGCAUGGUCUCAAAUAGCUCUGAGUACAGGGGCCAUGAAAUCUAUGAGUAA
Molecule: messenger RNA, 2466 nt
Organism: Physella acuta
Lineage: Eukaryota; Metazoa; Mollusca; Gastropoda; Physidae
Source: RefSeq, a predicted model, not a curated record